Molecule: messenger RNA, 255 nt
Organism: Dovyalis caffra
Lineage: Eukaryota; Viridiplantae; Streptophyta; Magnoliopsida; Malpighiales; Salicaceae
Source: the annotation of a GenBank genome assembly
AUGCAUCGUCUGGGGUACGAUUCUCUGAUUCAUGGCUUGAUUUUCAAGCGUGCAUUUGGGAUGGGUUUGGAGGUUAGCAAUGCUCUCGAGGCUAUGUAUGUUAAGUGGAGUAUUUGCCUCGAGCAAAAGAAGUAUUUGAUGAGCUUCCACUUCCAGAGAAGGAGGCUUCGGAGUUGCUUCUCGAUACGCAAAGCUCAGGCGCACAUUCUGCCUGUGCCAGUCUUGGAACUCUUGAUUAUAGGAGAUGGGUUCUGA